Prorocentrum cordatum is the source of this 3720-nucleotide messenger RNA. The record is from the annotation of a GenBank genome assembly. NCBI's taxonomy places the organism in Eukaryota, Dinophyceae, Prorocentrales, Prorocentraceae.
AUGAUGGCCCGAUUCCUCCUGCGGCUGGUGGCGUGGCUCUGCAUGGCAGCGCGUGCAGCGGGGCGCUCCGAGGUCGCAACGAGCUUCAGCCUCGUGGACGAGGGCGGGCGGGACGUCCUCUCGGAGGCGGCGGCCCACGACGUGCCGACCGAGGGGUACCGGCCGUCGGGCAGCGUGCUGGUGCUCGGCUUCCAGGCGCACAACCGGACCUUCAGGUACAAGCUGUACCGCCAGGCCACGCCGUCCUCUGGCGGCAGGGUCGUGGUGCACGGCGCGGGCGGGCAGAGGACGGAGCGCGCCCUGGGCCAGCCCGUCGUCUUCAGGAGCCCCGCCCGCGACGCGGUGCUGACCGCCGUGGGGCAGAGCUUCACGGGCACCGUGUUCGUGGGAGCCACGGUAUUCGACAUCCGGCACCAGCACAGGAGCGCCGCUCUCGAGGUGACGCGCUUCGACCCCAGCGAGGCCAAGGCGCCCACCGACUUCGGCGUGGGCGGCCUUCGCCCGAACGGCUCGCUGGAGGAGCCCGCCGUGGACAGGCGCUUGUCGAUCCUUAAUCCCGACGCGAUCGACCAGUGGACCAACUGCUAUCCUGGCGAGGAGACGAUGCGCACUUUCAAGUUCGGCGCAGUCAUCACGUCCAACGUGUGGCGAGACGAGAAUUUCCAGACUGACCAAGAGGCAGAGGACUGGGUCCACGCUAUGGUCGCCAACGCGAACAUGGCGUACGAACCCCAGCUCAAUAUCCACCUCCAGAUGGGCAGUCUUGUCGUUCAGCAGACCCACGACGGCGCUCCAAGCUGGGACCAAGGUAGCACAUGCCCGAUGACAAUUAAUGAUCAGUUGUGGGCGCUGGUCGCUUGGGAGAAUUCUGCAGCUAAUCCAGACUCCACGAUGGGCGUGUGGCAUCUUUUCGAUAAUUGCUACGCGAAUUCCGGCUUCAUCGGCCUGGCGUGGAUAGGGGUGUUGUGCUACGAUUGGGGGUACAACACAGGAGUCACCUGGUUGAGCAGAGGAAAUUAUGCAUAUCCCACUUGGCACAUCAUGGCACAUGAGCUGGGACACAACUUCGGAGCCCAACAUUCGUUCGAGCAAGGCCAGGGCAAGACAGGGGGCAUCAUGGAUUAUGGCGACGGCAGUCUAAACGGCGUGUAUCGGUUCAACGACCUCCGCAAAUCUGAGAUCUGCGGUCAGCUCACUGCCCAAGUCAACAGUUGCUCGGGGUUCUCGGUUUUCGAAGCCGAGUGCGGCAACCGAAUUACAGAGCCAGGUGAGGGCUGCGAGUGCAGUGAUGGGUCGCAGGCUUGCUCAGGGUGCUGCGGCUGCCAGGUGCAGAUGCAAGUCGGUGCGCUCGCGACGCCGAUGCAGUGCUCGUACGGCGCCAUCGGCCACGGUGGCUGCUGCAGCCCUGCGGGCAUGUUCCAGCCGGUUGGCUUCGCGUGCACGCUUGCGGGCGCAGACGGCUACUGCAACGAGGGCGCGUGCGUCACCCAGCACGUCUGCCAAGACAACAGUUUUUUCGACAGCUACUGCGGGCUCGAGGCGAACGGUUGUAAGAUCAAGUGCACCCAGGCAGGAGACGGCACGUGCUUGAGUCUCAGCAGCUGGGAAGUGAACGGCCAUCCCAUCAAUAAUGUUCCCGACGGAACGCCUUGCCAUGGGAUCGGUUUUGAUGGCACGUGUAGCGCCGGCGAAUGCAAACACCCUGACGAGGUGACCAUCACUGGUAAUGUAGUGACGGCCGCUCCAGCGGAUCCCAACCCUCAUUCGACUGAAACAGAAUUCAGCGGGUGCGUGGGGUUCGCCAGCCGCGGCUUCCUUGGCCACGCAGACGUGCAAGUGUUCCUCACGGGGAAAACUCUGAUUCAGUGCAACAUGGAGUGCGCGAACAAUUGGCAGUGCCACAGCUUCAUUCACAGGGCGGACGUGGGGUUCUGCGAGCUCUGGUCGAACAAGAACUUCGUUGAGGAUUUGGCAGUUGUCCCAGGCUACGAUACUUACAUCUGCGAUGCUUACGCUGCCGGCUUCGAUUUCCUUGACGCCGAGUACUAUCCGGACGCCGACGUGGGCUUCCAUGGGCUGAGUGUCCCUGCUCGGGAGCGCAGCGGGGACAGUGGGUUCACCCGCAGCACUUGCUACAAGACGUGCAAGACGGACCCCGGCUGCCACACGUUCGUCUUCGUCGAGGGGGCUGGCAGCUGCCAACUCUAUUCCUCUGAGAUCUCCGGGACCGACGUGGUGUACAAGGACCCCAGCGAAGGCUACAGCACCUACACCCUGCCCUGCCACGGCCGGGGCAAGAACUGCCCAUGCCGAGACGAUCCAGAUGGCACCUGGAAGAUCCGCGUGCCGUGCCAGUGCGACGCGGCCGCCAACCCCUUCGAGAACGAGUGCGGCAUCAACAAGUACUGCUACGAUGGAGCCUGCGCCGACUCUCCGAAGCGCCGGCUGUCCAGCUUCUGCCCGUCGACUCCCGCCCCGCCAGUCUCGACUGCCGUGCCGACCGUUGCGCCGACCAGCUCCCCGACUCGUGCGCCGACCAGUUCGCCAACAUCCGCGCCGACGGCCGCGCCGACCAGCGCACCGACUGCCCUGCCGACCAGCUCCCCGACUCGUGCGCCGACCAGUUCGCCAACAUCCGCGCCGACGGCCGCGCCGACCAGCGCACCGACUGCCCUGCCGACCAGCUCCCCGACUCGCGCGCCGACCAGUUCGCCAACAUCCGCGCCCACUGCCGCGCCGGCCAGCGCACCGACUGCCCUACCGACCAGCUCGCCGACUCGCGCGCCGACCAGUUCGCCAACUCCGGUGCCGACAGCCGUGCAGACCAGCGCACCGACUGCUACGCCGACCAGCUCCCCGACUCGUGCGCCGACCAGUUCGCCGACGGCCGCGCCGACCGCCGUGCCGACUGCUGCACCAACCGCGCCGACAGCUGCACCGACCGCCGUACCGACUGCUGCACCAACCGCAGGGCAGACCUCUACGCUGGCACCGACGCCGUCACCGCCAGCGGUAUGGACUACGCUCACAGCGACCACAACGACGCAAAAGUACCUGGUGCGGGUGGACAUGUCUCUAUCCAGCACCGGCACUUCAGAUGACGUGGAGUCCUCUGUCGCUUCCUUCGCGACCAGCAAGCACGGCGUCGCCCCCGACAGCGUCACCGCAACUGCUGCUGCCGGCCGGAGCAACGCUGCCGCCCUGACCCGGUGGCAUGUAGAUUACGACAUCCUUCUGGUCACCGAGUCGGACGCGUCGUACCACCUGGUGAUUGCCCAGCAGCUCGCUGCACACGCGGAGGGCACCCGCGCCCACCUCGCCCAGAGCUUCAACGACUCGGGGCUGACGAUGGACGCAGCAGGCUUUACAAUCUCCGCGCCAGAGGAGGUGCAGGUGUACCAGUCUUGCUACAGCACAGAUGUUGGCCUGAAGGACCCGUUCGAAGACGGCUGCGACACGUAUCGCCGCAAUCCAGGGUUUUGCGGAAUAUACGACGACGUCGAUUUCAGUUCUCACGAUUUGUGUUGUGCCUGCGGAGGUGGCAGCGACAGGGAGCCAGACUGGACGGCCGCCACUGAGGAGCCCAUACUGCCACCCGAGCCUGGAUGCGUCGACACUGACCUCACCAAGAAGGACAGCACCGGAGACGGUUGCUCGGUCUACGCCAUGGACCCAGUGCACUUCUGCGGCGAAUUUGACGACGACGACUUCAGCUCGAAG